UUUGGACCUGCAGAGUGUGAAACAAAAUUGACAGUCUGCAUCCUAACUGAAGGUGCAUGCGUUUAUAAUAUGCUGGUUUUAUUUGUGCAUCAUUGCAUCGCGCUUUGCCAGACGUUGUGAAGAGACCACUGCAAGUUAACAAGUCGCUUGCAUGGCUGCAUGCAUGAUUUCAUUUACUCCAGGGUCUAGCCAGUGCAUUCAGCUUUAUUUGCUAACCUGGCAGAAGAUUAUUUAUUAAUGAGUUCUUCAUGCUUUAUUAAGCCUAAUGUCAAAACACCUCCGUGGGACCCUAGCAGGCAUGUUUUCCCUUUGUGGGAAAGACCUUCCAAAGAAAAUGAAAAAUUAUGCAGCAAUGCGCCAGUUAAAACCCAACAGAUAUCAGUUCAAUUUCUCUUGAACCUGUCAGAUGCUAUUUCUGAAUCUUUGGGAAAGAUCUGAAGCGAACGCAGAGAACUGAAAUUAGAGAAUGUCAGUCAUUAGAAUCCCUUCAAAUCAAAGCAAAGCUUCUGUGGCCCCAGGAAACGAGUGGACUCUUUAGCAGGCCAAAGCUAACAAUUUCAGCAGGAGGGGGAAGCACAGAUUCAGUCUUCACGAUAGUAGUGAGAAACUACGGAUUUAGGCAGAUACCGUAAUAAUUUGAGAUUAGUGACAAAGUGAAAUAACCAAGCACGUCUGAGCCAGAAGGGGAACGGGCACAAUUCUAAAACUAUGCUAGGACUUUGCGGGAAGAGCUGGUGGGAAAGGAGAAAAAGCGCCUAUUGCUCGGGCCAAGGAGAACAACCAAAGGGUAGGAUAGCAAAAAACAAAAACAAAAAAAACAAAAACAUGGGUCUAUCAGCUGAGCCUUGUCCUGGUUUCAUGGAGCAGCUGUUUCAACAGAGCCAGAUAGGUUAUAGCAUUGGGGAAAUCCAGGCAACUGGAGAUACCAAAGAGUAGGCGAGUCUGGUAUCAUACUAUGAAGCGUCAGAACAUACCAUCAGUCACUUGUAGGGAGAACCAGAAAAGGAGCCAACUGGGAUUCAGGGUUCCAGGCAAGAAGAUUGGAUUUCUCUGUCCUGAGUUUCUUAACAGAAAACUACAAGACAGAAACCCUGGUGUUAAGAGAGGUAGGGAGUAAUUACUUUCGCUCAGCGAUCUGUGCACAGGGCACAGGACAGAUGAAGUCUAUUUUUAGUGAGAUCCGACAACAGCUAGAUGCUGAGACCGAGGCUGUGUCUGCCCUUCCUGCCGGCCACCAAGUAGCCGCGUGCCCUGAUUAGCGCCAGUGAUUUCUGCUCUUCGGGGCAUGGAGAAAAUGGGCUCGGAUACAGUGUCCGCAAAGAGAGCUUUGUGUCUUAUAAUUUUGCAGUCUUGCCCUUCUAAUAACUUAAAGUUGCCAUGGCAGACCGUUCACUAAGUAGAUAAUAAAGACGUUGUUACUAUUCUAAUUGUUUCUGACAUACAGGUAAGUAGUGAUCAUUGAGUUCUUAUCACGUGCUACUGGGAAUAAAAACAUGUCCCACUGACAAAACUUAUGUCCGAGUGAGGAAAUACCCAUGUACAAAUGUAAUGUUAUUAUAUGGUAAAAAAUUGUCAAGGUCAUGAAGGAGAAAGACAGGCUGAGGAACAGUCACAGUUUGGAGGAAGCUAAGGACAUAUGACAACUCAAUGCAGUGUGGGAUCCCGAAUUGGAUUCCGGACUAGAAAAAGUACAUCACUGGAAAAACUGGUGGCAUCCAAAUAAACUCUAGAGUUUAAUUUUAAGUAUCGUACCAGGACUAAUUCCUUCCUUUUGCCAGUGUGGUUACGUGAGAUAUUAAUGUUAGGCGAAUCUGAUUGAAGGAUAUAAUGGGAACUCGCUGCAACUUUUCUAUAAGCCUAGAUUCAUUUCAAAUUAAAAGUUUAAAAAUUGAUACAUCCUAUAGGGAAGGUGCAAAUGCAUACAUGAGAUAAAAAGAUCGUGAAGGGGCACCUGGACAUCCAAGGAUAGGAAAAGGCUAUUUCCAGGGAGAGAACAGGAUGGGUCAAGGCAUGAAAACAGGAAAAGAGAGGGCUCUUCUGGGAAAGAAAAAAAAAAAAAACAAUAUACAAUGAAAGCAUUAUAGCCCACGUGGAAGGCUUGGGAUAUAGUUACAGGCAAAGAAAGAGGCAAGAAGGUGAAUAGAACAUGGAAGAUUAGCAAGGAAAUUGAUUUGCUUGAGUUCAUCACAUGUGAAGUGGGGGGCAGAGAGGGAUUGGGAGGUCGUCAGAGGUAAAAUUGGGAAAGAUUUUGAAUGCCAAGCACUGGCAUUGACCUGCCUCUCCCAUGCCACAAAGUAGCCCUGGGCAUGUGUCAGCUUGUUCCCCAGAGACUGUAAGUACUUUACAACUGGAACCGUGUCUUAUAUUGGGAUAUCUGGGGACAAGUGUAUAGAGGAAAUGUUCUAGGUUGGAAUGUUGCAAAGGAAAGGGAGGAAGCUGCCAAGAGAGCCUGAACCUGCAGGCCAGAAGACAAAUGCCUGGGAGAAGAGCAAAGAGGGCAUAACAACUAACGUGAAGGCUCUACGACCCACUGCGGUGGGCAAGUGAAGGGAGUUAAAACACAAGGCAAUGUAUUUAGAGUUAACGACUGUUGCUUAAGUGCUUAGAUAGAGAGAAAAUUGAGUGAGAGUUCUUUGAUGGAAUUGCAAAAGUAAACAUGUCUAAAUCAGAAGUCUACUGAAAUGUUGAAUCAUAUUGGAAACUACGUUUGGAAGCAUUUUUGAUCCAGUUAAUAUACUUGUUAAUAGGAAACCCUAAAGUGCCACCACCGCUUUUGUUUUUCCCACCAGGACUUACAGCGUUUAGAUAUUGGUGUUGUGAUUGUAGGGUUCAAGAGGAGGAGUGGUAGAUGAGAGGAGUGCUCAUUGCUCUGGUACAAUAAAUGGGAAAAGAGCCCUAAAACAUCAACAUCACCACGUACCCCCGCACAUCCUAACCCAAUGCCAGGACUCCCCACAGGGAAGAGCCAGUAGGGGUUUGGAAUAUCCACCCUGACCGUGACCACAACUUUGCAGAAGGCCGGGCCUGCUCUCAUUGAAAUCACCUCUGUGGUUCCUGGAGGCAAGAGUCCUACUAACUGUCUAACUCGUACAGAGUCCCAGGUAAGCAAACAGCUCACCUGUUAGCAAGCUGAACCUCCAUCAACACAGACCUGUGUGAUCUGGGAUCAGUGAGAGGCAGUUACAGACCAUACCCACAGCCAUGCCUGAAAUACAGAAUUCCGGGUGCCUGUUCUCACAUCAAGUCACUCCCGAGCAUGACCGUAUGUCUCUCUAACGUAUUUCCCUUAAGGAUGCAAAACAGUGCAGGGGAUAUAACCUAUGCACAUGUCACGUGAGGGUGCUUUUUCCUCCCAUUCAUUAUGUUUUAGACAUUAGCAAUCACCUUACAUGAUCUUUCAACAAUCCCAAAGCCUCUGAGCACUCCGAGUCUAUUUUGGAUUCUAUUUGAUUCUUCUGGCUUGGCCUGUUGUGCCAAGUAUUUUCUGUGCCACUACAGUGUCAUAAAUGGAAAUAGCUUUUUGGUCCUUCUGUGUAAUCCAGAAAUGAAGCUAGUUUUUAACACGUUUCCUCCUGACAUAUAUAAAGUUAAACACUUGUCUUGGAAAAUGAAGUCUCUAUUUUCACGGAAUGUGGCAUAAUAUUAAGAAAUAUAUUCAUGAGACUCAUAAAAAAUUCCAGAAGUUAAUAGAAAGGAAGCUUACUUAGAUGGGCAUCAUAUAAAAUGUUCGUAAAAUGGUAUCUGUAAUUUUAUUAUAGUGAAGGUUGCUUCUACAACUGGUCUUAGAAACCAGUGACAUCCUGGAAAUCAAAUCUGCAGAUGGUAUGAAAAUCCGAGGAAUACCACAUACCGUGGAAGCUAGCAUCAAGACUUAGAUCUGCAUUGGCUACAGCGCUGAGCCAAAUCUGGGGCAAUAAAAUGAAAUGAGAAUAAAUGAAAAGUUGCAUCCUCCAGUCAAAAGGAAAAAAAAAAAGUGCAUUGGGAAGAACCUGGAAGAACCACACAUUAAAGAUUCUAGCAUUCAUUCAAUUAUUAACAGUAUGAGUUAGUGAGAUGAUGUCACUGCCCCAAGGAUCUGAGAGGACCUUAGAUUCAAUUUGUAGGAAGAACAUUUCCAGAGCAGAGAGGAUGACGGUUUCUCCUGCUGUAGAUUGAGCAUCCCCACAGCCAUGCUGAGGCCAUAUCGCAGGAUACUGUGAGAGGUGUAGUCUAACCGGACCAGAGACAAUAUGUGUUGGGAGUAGGGCACCUACAACUGUAAAAGGCUAAUAAGGAGCACCCUGCAGGGAUGAGAAUGUUUGACUGAGAGAAAAUAAGAUAUAGUGAAAUAUAGCGGAGGACUGAAAACCGCCUUCAAUAUUGGCAGGCCGCCAUGGGGAGCACGGAGGAGAAGCACAGGACAGAACAAGGGGAAAAGAGUAGCUGACACAAGUGCCAUCAAGCAGGGAACAAGCCAAAAGGACAGACAGUAGGUGAGAAGACACCAUGGAAUGUCCACCAACCAGAUAAGCAUCGCUGGAUCAUUGAGAAGUGUCUGAAUGUAGGCUGCAGAAGUCCUGAAGGUUGAUGGAGGGCCAUGCUAUUCAAACAGCAGGCGUGGCUGAGACAGAAGCUCCUGGUGCUGGGAAGCCUUGCCGUUGGGAGUCUCCUGUAUCUAGUCGCCAGAGUUGGGAGCUUGGAUAGGCUACAACCCAUUUGCCCCAUCGAAGGACGAUUCGGAGCCCGCAGCCAGGCCGAAUUCCCUCUCCGCGCCCUGCAGUUUAAGCGGGGCCUGCUGCACGAGUUCCGGAAGGGCAAUACUUCCAAGGAGCAAGUUCGCCUUCAUGACCUGGUCCAGCAGCUCCCCAGGGCCAUUAUCAUUGGGGUGAGGAAAGGAGGCACAAGGGCCCUGCUUGAGAUGCUGAACCUCCAUCCAGCGGUGGUCAAAGCCUCUCAAGAAAUCCACUUCUUUGACAAUGAUGAGAAUUAUGCCAAGGGAAUUGAGUGGUAUAGGAAAAAGAUGCCUUUUUCCUACCCGCAGCAAAUCACAAUUGAAAAGAGCCCAGCAUAUUUUAUCACGGAGGAGGUUCCGGAAAGGAUUUACAAAAUGAACUCAUCCAUCAAGUUGUUGAUCAUUGUCAGGGAGCCAACCACAAGAGCUAUUUCUGAUUACACUCAGGUGCUAGAGGGGAAGGAGAGGAAGAAUAAAACUUACUACAAGUUUGAGAAGCUGGCAAUAGACCCAAAUACCUGCGAAGUGAACACAAAAUACAAGGCGGUAAGAACCAGCAUCUACACCAAACAUCUGGAAAGGUGGUUAAAAUACUUUCCGAUUGAGCAAUUUCACAUUGUGGACGGAGAUCGCCUCAUCACGGAACCUCUGCCAGAACUUCAGCUUGUGGAGAAGUUCCUAAAUCUUCCCCCGAGGAUAAGUCAAUACAAUUUAUAUUUCAAUGCUACCAGAGGGUUUUACUGCUUGCGAUUUAACAUUAUCUUUAAUAAGUGCCUGGCGGGCAGCAAGGGACGCAUUCAUCCAGAGGUGGACCCCUCUGUCAUUACCAAAUUGCGCAAAUUUUUUCACCCUUUCAAUCAAAAGUUUUACCAGAUCACUGGGAGGACAUUGAACUGGCCCUAAAAUAAUAAGUCAUAUAACACUAUGUGUUGUGGCUGGAGACUCACAAUGUCUCCCCUAGAUUAAAAAUAUGCACUUUUCUUAGACACAGCUAUCCGAGUCAUUUUUCCAUGUAUACUUGUACAUACGCAGUGUGUGACCAAAUAUAAGAUCAAUUCUUUUUCUAUUGAAAAUUGACAAAAAAAAAGCAAACAAAACAACAGUUUGCCGUCUGAGUAGUUGCAUCUUUUAAGCUAUUGACGAAAAGAAAAGAUGGUGGUAUUGGGGGACAGUGACUUCAGCUAUCCUCAAAGAGUUAGUCUUCCUUUGAGUCAGAAUUUGCCGCCCACCAUUUUCAUAGGUUUAAGCCAAAAGAUUAUGUGUGAAAACGCACCAGUGGCUGCGAAGCUUCAGGAGGUAGAGGAUUCAGUUAUGCAUUCUUUUCUAAGGGAAAGCUGGCUCUUUAAUUCAGAGACUGAAUUGGUGCCAUGAAAACAGAAAAUACUAUUUUCUUAUUAUUUCAAAGAAUGUCUUGUCUCAUAAACUUGACACUGUUCCAAAGUUCCUGUGGUGAUUUUGCACUAUUGUUUUCUCGUAGAGACCAUGGUGUCUGUCACACGUGGCAUGUCAAUCACACAUUUGAAAGUUAAGUCCUUUCACUUCCAUGUCCUACGUCCACAAAGAGAAAUGCCAUGUACAUACUGUAUAUUGUUGUAAAUACUGGUUUCACACUAAGUAAUUCUAUUUUGUAAACUGAAUAUGGCUAUUUAAUUUAUUGUGAAAAUUAAAUUUAUUGUGGUAUUUAAAAAUGGAAUGGAUUAAAAUUACUCUAUGUGCAACCUUUUUAUUCCCCCCCCUCAUUUUGUUUUACGUGCCCCCUGCUGGCUCCCCAAAUCAAGGCUGUUUGUGUGCACGCCAACGGGCUUGGAAAGAUGCGCUGCUCAGUUAGAUUUCUGUACCCUUGUGAAAAUGCUUUUAUGGAGCGGGGUUGAGGAUCUUAAAGAAAACAUCUCAGCCAUCUGGAAAUCUAGUAAUACAGCCACCUCUACUCCUGCUGCAACUUUGUAACAAUUAAUUUACUUGCAAUUUUACCACUGUGCCGGGAGAGAGACAGAAAUACUUUAACGUAAUCAAGGCAUAGAAGAAUCACAAUUUCAUUUGAACCUCUAAUCAGAGUCAGACCAGUAGAGAAAUUAAAUAAGAUCAGAAAACUUGUGUGGCCUCUGUACUGAAAGCUGCUGAUGCUUCAAAAAUGAAUACAAACUCCCCCCCCCCAAAAAGGAAUACAAACUCUCAGAACUCCCUCUUUGAGAUGAAAAUAUAUCAGUCUCCUCAGAAACGAUCAAAUGCGUACUGUUGCUCUUACUAACAUAAACAUAUGGCUCAUAUUUCCAGCCAGAGAAAUUAAUGCUAAAUUGGGUGCUUGCUAACAUCAGAUACAUUGUACCGUGCUUAAAUAUAAUUCAGAAAACCAUGGAAAGAGGUAUCAACCACAAGAACAAAAAGAGGGAUUUUUCACGAUCAUAGCUGCUCAUCCGGUAGAAAAUGUUUAGGAGAGUUUUACUCCACAUCACAUUGAGAGUGCCUAGAGAAAUCAGCAAAUUACCAUGGGUUCCCUUUGGAUUGUAAUAAGCGUUGAUUUUCUCCAUGAGUUGUUUAUUCUGUCCAGUGAUUUGAUGGUGAACUUGCCUAAAUAAAUAGCCCUUUCCCCUCUGGUGUUGGUAUAUAUUGCUUCUCAAGCUACAGCCUUAGUAAUCAUCUCUACUGUUUCAAUUAGCAAUGAUGCCGUUCUCUCAGCAUGGGAUGGACGUGACUCCAGCCCACGCUGACAGGCCAGCUUCCCACUCACUGCGCAGCGACUCUGGAGAGCGUCUCGGGUCUCAAUUCCAAUCCCUUCUCCCUUAAGCUGUGAAUGAAAUCAAACAUACGGAAUGUAGCAUUUGAUUUCCUUGUGCCUCAACUCUCAGCUAACCAUCAGAGUAAACUCCGAAUGAUACGUUCAAGGUCAUAAUUACAUGCUAUCAUUAAUUCUAUUGUAACUCUUUCUAGAAUACUGCAGCUAAUACAGUUUUAUACCAGAACUAUCAAAGUAUACCCCAGUGGAACAGUGAUGUUUCAAAAUCUUAGCCGAGGUAUUCCACCAAUAAAAUUGAAAAACAGCAAUCUUGGGGUAACUGAGUGGCUCAGUUGGUUAAGGGUCUGACUCUUAGUUUCAGCUCAGGCCAUGGUCUCACGGUUUGUGGGUUUGAGCCCAAAUAAAUAAAUAAACUAUAAAAAAGUUAAGAGAAAAACAGCAAUUUUUUCCUAGAUAAACAGAGGAAUUUUUUUUUAAAUAAUGAAUAGAAAUUUAUCAGUGAUAAAUUUUUUUAUUAAAAUGUUUUUAAUGUUUAUUUAUUUUUGAGGGAGAGAGAGUGUACAAGCAGGGGAGGGGCAGAGGGAGAGGGAGACACAGAAUCUGAAGCAGGCUCCAGGCUCCGAGCUGUCCGCACAGAGUCCGACGCGGGGCUGGAACUCACAAACCGUGACAUCAUGACCUGAGUCAAAGUCGGACGCUUAACUGAGCCACCCAGGAGUCCCCCAAGUUUUUCUUAAUUUUUGCUAAUGCUACCAAUAAUAUAUAUUAGAGUUUAUUCUGAGAUUCUAUUUGGCUUAUACUGACUCUUCUAAUUUGUUAUUUUUGGCUCCAUAAGCCAUUGUUUCUUCUUCACUCUCAGCAAAAAAAAGUUCUGUGAUUUCCAAUUGUUUCGCUUUCUAAGUAACUUUGAGAAUUGUUUUCAACCUUGGAGCCUCCCCACAGAGACCUAAAGCAGGAGGCCUGGCCUGGGAAGAUGUUUUGGAGGUAGGUUUCAUUUCCCUGAAAGAAAGAAAAAAAACAGCCACAGCCACUGCUGGUUGAGCAACAUAGAAGUAAUCCCAUAACUUCAUUGCAUACUUCCGCUGGAGGCUUUAAACCUCCUUGUUUAGGAAAAUGUUUCCUGUUGUCAUCAAACAGGCAACAGAUCUCUAGAGAAAUCCUCUAGAUUUACGUUAGCUCCACCAGGGUUCUCUCUAAUAAGUUACUCCUUUUACAUCGUGAAAUCUUUGCAUUCCUCCUGGAGGCUUGGUGGCACCAUACAGCUUUGUGAAACAGUUCUAGCUGCAAAGAGCAAAAAAAAUCUAAGCAACGGUGAAGUUUCUGAUGGACCGAAAGGCUGAAAUAACACCAUUUUGGAAGCUAAGGAAUUGCAAUUACAAGUAUACAAACUAGAACUGGAGUCCUGAGACAUCAGAGAGAAAAAGAGACCUACCGUAACCCCCUGGACACACAGCCCCAGUUCAAGUGCAUCACCUAGUCACCUGAAAUCACCUCACAGAAGCACUUUUCCUAUCAACUGCACUGUCGUAUAGGAAACCUCUAAGACAUUAGGGCCUGUGCUCAUGGAUGAUAAAGCAAUGGCAUGUAAACCAGCAUAAUCACAUCUGAUCUUAGAUUUGGCACCUUUUAUGUUGAAGGACCAGCAAGAACAGUCACUAAUUGCCACUAAG
Molecule: messenger RNA, 9115 nt
Organism: Acinonyx jubatus (cheetah)
Lineage: Eukaryota; Metazoa; Chordata; Mammalia; Carnivora; Felidae
Gene: HS3ST5
Product: heparan sulfate-glucosamine 3-sulfotransferase 5
Exons: 4
Coding region: 4577-5614 (345 amino acids)
Molecular function (GO): [heparan sulfate]-glucosamine 3-sulfotransferase activity
Source: RefSeq, a predicted model, not a curated record